AUUAGUCUCUUUAAGUGAGUUGUGGUGACAUGCCCGAACCGGCCAAAUCCGCUCCUGCUCCGAAGAAGGGCUCUAAGAAGGCGGUGACCAAGGCGCAGAAGAAGGAUGGCAAGAAGCGCAAGCGCAGCCGCAAGGAGAGCUACUCCGUGUACGUGUACAAGGUGCUGAAGCAGGUCCAUCCGGAUACCGGCAUCUCUUCAAAGGCCAUGGGCAUCAUGAAUUCUUUUGUGAAUGACAUCUUCGAGCGCAUCGCGGGGGAGGCGUCCCGCCUGGCGCAUUACAACAAGCGCUCGACCAUCACCUCCAGGGAGAUCCAGACGGCCGUGCGCCUGCUGCUGCCCGGAGAGCUGGCCAAGCACGCCGUGUCCGAGGGCACCAAGGCUGUCACCAAGUACACGAGCUCUAAGUAAAUGUUUCUAGUCACUGUCAAACCCAAAGGCUCUUUUCAGAGCCACUCACAGCCUCAGUUAAGAGCU
Messenger RNA from Lemur catta (Ring-tailed lemur), 476 nucleotides. Its product is annotated as histone H2B type 1-C/E/F/G/I. Lineage: Eukaryota; Metazoa; Chordata; Mammalia; Primates; Lemuridae. Gene Ontology annotation, molecular function: DNA binding; protein heterodimerization activity; structural constituent of chromatin. The record is from RefSeq and is a predicted model, not a curated record. Gene Ontology annotation, cellular component: nucleosome. The transcript has a single exon. The coding region runs from base 30 to 410 and encodes 126 amino acids.